This is a messenger RNA of Dujonia railenensis, 1257 nucleotides long. Lineage: Eukaryota; Fungi; Ascomycota; Pichiomycetes; Serinales; Debaryomycetaceae. The record is from the annotation of a GenBank genome assembly.
AUGAAAUACAGUGAGAGCCUGAAAGAUAGACUAGCUAAGUCAAUUGACAAGAUCUUAGAAUCUAAUACUACCCCACAAAAAGAUGGAGACCUUUCAACCCCCACAGUCCAUGGUAUUAUAGCUGGUGUAACUUCUUCCGAAAAUACUUUAUAUCUCAAUUCGAAAGGAAAAGCUAAUGUAGAAACUGGAGAAGAAAUGUCCGUUGAUCAUAUAAUGUGCCUAUACUCUUGUACCAAGGCCUUCACAGCAACCGCAAUUCUCCAACUUCAUGAACAAGGCAAGUUAGAUAUUGACGGAGAAGCUCAGAAAUAUCUCCCUAAGAUUGGAGAAAUUGGCCUUAUUGAAGAGGGAUCUGUUUCUGAAGAAGAUGGCUCUUUUACUAUACCACCUAAAGCCCCUAAGAACCCGAUUACAAUAAAACAUUUGUUAUUGCACAUAUCGGGAUUUGCGUACGCAUUUACGAGUAUUGACUACUUCCAUUUGAUGACGAAGAAAGAUCCUCAUCUUAAUGCAAUAAAGCCAGUUCCGGAAUAUUUCAGUCAAGGGAAAAUGCCCUUAGUAUUUGAACCAGGCUCCAAAUUUCUUUAUGGGCAUAGUAGUGAUUGGUUAGGAUUGGUAGUAAAAGAAGUAACUGGCUUGAAUCUAGGAGAGUACUUGAAAAAGUAUGUUUUUGAACCACUUGGAAUGGAUUCAUGCACUUUCCAUCUUAACGAGAAGGCUAAAUUCUUGGAACUACACAGAAGAACUCGUAAAGCUGGAAUAGUCAUCCAUAAUAGCUACGUCGUUGAUAAAGAUCCAGCGGUUGAUAUGGGAGGACAAGGCUGCUUCGGAACUGUGGGAGAUUAUUUAAAGUUCAUCAGAGUUUGGUUAAACGAAGGAGUCUCACCAGAUACAGGUGCAAUCUUAUUACAGUCUGAUACCAUCAAAUAUGCUAGAUUGAACCAUUUACCUGAGGAGUUUUUGAUAGACUUUUCAACUGCGUCUUCUUCCUUGUUACCAGAAGAUGUAUUGUCCGAUGGAUACACUUUAGCUGGUUGUGCGUUCUCCAAGACCAAUUUGCCUACCGGUAGACCAAAUUCGUCUAUCUACUGGAGUGGGUUAGCUAAUUUAUACUUUUGGAUGGAUUUUGAAAAUAAGAUUGGGGGAUUUUGGGGUACUCAACUCUUCCCUUACUUCGACGACGCUUGCGUGGAGAGUUAUUUGGACUUCGAAAAGACAGUUUACAGGGAACUUUUAAGCAAAGGCUCCAAGUUUUAA